Messenger RNA from Aethina tumida (small hive beetle), 2454 nucleotides. It is a transcript of the gene CysRS, whose product is annotated as cysteine--tRNA ligase, cytoplasmic. The record is from RefSeq and is a predicted model, not a curated record. The transcript has 10 exons. Gene Ontology annotation, molecular function: ATP binding; cysteine-tRNA ligase activity. Bases 167 to 2353 code for a protein of 728 amino acids. Gene Ontology annotation, cellular component: cytoplasm. Gene Ontology annotation, biological process: cysteinyl-tRNA aminoacylation. Lineage: Eukaryota; Metazoa; Arthropoda; Insecta; Coleoptera; Nitidulidae.
CGUAUGGUUCUAUGAACGUUUUAGGUUAGGCAACCUUGUCCAUGUGUCACUUUAUGAUUAAUUUCGAUUAAAUACCAUACACGUAGGAUUAAAAUCUGAUGCAAUUCGCGUUCAGAACGUUUUAUUUAUAUAAAUAAUAUUAAACUUUUUAUCAGAACUUGUAAAAAUGUCGAAGAGAGUACAACCUGAAUGGGUUUUGCCGGCCCCAAAUGGUCCUCAAUUGAAAGUAUUUAAUAGUUUAACCAGACAAAAGGAAGUUUUUGUGCCUUUGGCUGGUAAGCGAGUUACAUGGUACAGUUGUGGCCCCACUGUUUAUGAUGCCUCUCACAUGGGACAUGCCAGGUCAUACAUUACUUUUGACAUUCUAAGAAGAGUACUCACUGAUUAUUUUGGGUAUGAUGUGUUCUUUGUUAUGAAUAUUACUGAUAUUGAUGAUAAAAUUAUCAAGAGAGCUAGGCAGAAUUACUUGUUUGAGAAAUAUGUUGCUGAAAAUAAAUCACUGGAAGAUAUACUUACUGAUUCUAAACAGGUUCUUCAAAAAUUAUCUUCCACCACCAAAAAUACCACUGAUCCAGAUAAAAAACAGAUGUAUGAAAAACUUCUCAUGAGACUUGAAAAAGCAAUUGAGGACCUCGAAAAAGCAGUGAAAAGUGGUAAUAGGAAGCUGGAAACUGAGGCAAAGGUAAAAUUUGUUAAAGAAAGUAAAGAUCCACUUUCUGACUGGCUAGACAGCAAAUUUGGUGCAACUGUUAGAGAUAAUGCUAUAUUUAGUGCUUUGCCUAAACACUGGGAAAAUGAGUUCCAUAAAGAUAUGGAUGCCUUAAAUGUACUUAGACCACAUGUGUUGACAAGGGUUAGUGAAUACAUACCUGAAAUCAUUUCUUACAUUGAGAAAAUCAUUUCAAAUAACUUUGCUUAUGAGGCGAAUGGUUCUGUUUAUUUUGAUGUGUCCUCAUUUGACAAAAAUGAGAAACAUCAUUAUGCAAAACUUGUACCAGAAGCUUAUGGUGAUACAAACAGUUUGCAGGAAGGGGAAGGUGACUUGACAACAGCAGAUCAACAUAGCGAAAAACACUCGCCGAACGACUUCGCCUUGUGGAAAAAGAGUAAACCGGGAGAACCAGCUUGGAAUUCGCCGUGGGGUAUGGGCCGUCCCGGAUGGCACAUCGAAUGUUCGGCGAUGGCUUCCGCCAUUUUCGGACCCACACUAGACAUUCACACUGGAGGAGUCGACCUUAAGUUCCCGCACCACGAUAACGAGAUCGCCCAAAGUGAGGCACAUUUUGGUAAUCCAGAAUGGGUCAAGUACUUCUUGCACUCGGGUCAUUUAACGAUAGCCGGCUGCAAAAUGUCAAAAUCUCUGAAAAAUUUCGUCAGCAUCCAAGAUGCUCUGUCCAAAUAUUCUGCGAGACAACUUCGUUUCGCGUUCUUGCUGCAUUCGUGGAGGGACACGUUGGAUUACAGUCAAAACACAAUGGAAUGCGCUGUUCAGUACGAGAAACUGUUCAACGAAUUCUUUCUUAACGUUAAAGAGGCGACCAGAACUUUGGCCAAGCAAACCUCCUUCGAGACGUUCGGAAAGUGGGACUUGUUCGAAAUGGAAUUGAAUAAGAAAUUCUUGGCGGCCAGAGAAAACGUUCACGCAGCUUUGUGCGAUAAUAUUGAUACCAGAUCAUCUCUGGAGGCGCUCAGAGAUUUGGUCACGGCCGGUAAUCUUUACUUGAGGGACAGGAAACCUCCAAACCAGGUUUUAUUGAAUGACAUUGGAGUGUACAUUACUCAAAUGUUGCGAGUAUUCGGAGUCAUUGCAGAACCUACAAAAAUUGGUUUUCCAGUCUCAACAGGAGCAACUGCUAAUAGUGAAGAGGCUAUUAUGCCUUAUUUGUCAACUCUUGCUCAAUUCAGAGAUCGGAUUAGAACGCAAGCCAGGAGUGUUAAGGCGACAGAAAUCUUAAAAGAAUGUGAUUUGAUUAGAGAUGAAAUUUUACCAAACAUGGGAGUGAGAUUAGAAGACAGAGAAGGUGAGCCAAGUGCUGUAAAGCUUGUCGAUAAAGAAAUUUUACUGAGAGAGAAAGAACAGAAGAAGCAAGCCGAGUUGGAAAAGGCGGCGGAAAAAGAGAGGAAAAAGGCUGAAGCUGCGGUCGCUCAAGCCGCGAAAGAUGCUCAGAAAAAGAUUCCUCCCAGUGAACUUUUUAAAUCAGAAACUGAUAAAUAUUCCAAGUUUGAUGAGAAUGGUAUACCUACACAUGACCAUGAAGGAAAGGAAGUCAGUAAAGGCCAGUUAAAGAAGUUACAGAAGUUGUACCAAGCGCAGGAAAAGCGGUACAAGGAGUACUUAGCUUCGCAAAAUUAAUUAAUCUCUUCUAAAUAAUUUAUUCUUUUUUAAUUUUUCAAAUUUUAUAAACACCCAGUAUUUUAAUUUAUGAAUAAAUUAAUACAUACUAUUUUAAGUUG